Molecule: messenger RNA, 1515 nt
Organism: Sycon ciliatum
Lineage: Eukaryota; Metazoa; Porifera; Calcarea; Leucosolenida; Sycettidae
Product: CUB and sushi domain-containing protein 3-like
Exons: 7
Coding region: 1-849 (282 amino acids)
Source: RefSeq, a predicted model, not a curated record
AUGGCCGAGUUCCGGUCCCUGACCGCUACUGCCGGCAGCUCACGGCCAGUGUUCGUGUUCGUCGACGGCAGCUACUUCUCCCGAGUUUGCUCGACUAAGAUCCUCAACUGCAACCGGUGUUGUGACAUCUCCCGCCAAUGUCCUGGUCCAGGAAAACCAACAUCUGGACAGUUUAACGUAGAACGGAAAGGACAGCAAGUCGGGAGAGGAGGUCCUUUCCAAUAUGGUGACAGAGUUAGAUGGGUGUGUGAUACAGGAUUCACAGGAAAUACCAAUGCUGCAUGUCGAGCAGAUAGUACAUGGAGCAAGAACACACCAACCUGUACACGUAUAAGCUGUCCUGACCCUAGUGCACCUACCAAUGGUAACUACAUAGUGACUGGGUUGAAGUACGAGGAUACAGUUACGUACACCUGCAGACUGGGCUUUGACAUGCUGAACCAUCCAAAUCGUCCUAUUACCGGGGUGUGUAUGGCCAACAGGAUGUGGUCCAGCACCCAACCCACAUGUGAACGAAAACUCUCCUACUGUGAAAGCUAUUCUCCCAUUCAGAAUGGCAACGUUAACUGUUCUGGCCGGCGAAUCCAUGACAUCUGUCAGUAUCAAUGUGAUUCUGGAUAUGUAAAGGAGCGCCAUUCUUCCAUUCGCUGCAUACCGGGCACCGAGGUCAAUGGUAGAUGGUCGGAACGAGGAUCAUGCAGCCGCAUUAGGCGCAAUUCAAGCAAUGCAAAGCUCGUUACUCGGAUGAAACAAGAGGUCCUCAGCACAUAUGGGAGCAUCCUCCAGGCAUUAUCGGAUCUUCAAGUCGUUGUGACCAAUUCUGCUCAGAAAAUGCUAUCAUGGAGCUAGACACACCCGGGCAUUGCCCUGUAAGCCAUCUCUCAAACGUUUGAAUAUUUUCGGAGCAAUGUCACAGUCCACUCUGCCACCCACAGCACUCUCCAGAGUGUAUCAGUCUAUGCACAGUAGUGGCACGUCACCGCAUAAUCCAUGCACAGUAGUGGCACGUCACCGCAUAAUCCAUGCACAGUAGCCUAUACACUGUAACCACACUCCGUCUGAUAGUCUACACAGCAUAUUCUUAGUUUUGCUUGUAUCAUGUGAGUGCACCAUGUCUGCUCAUAGUCUCACACCUGCAAACAUACUAAGUACUGUAGUUUCAUUAGAAAAAAAAGAUAAUAUACACAAUCGGUUUUGUUCCAUUUCUAAAAGCUAUUCACUUUAUUUCAAUUUCGCACCACUCUCGCAGAAUCUCAAAACCUUCAACGGUGUUUAGUUUUUAGCCUGUCUAUUCUUAUGAAUAUGUUUGCUUCAUUUUGAUUUCGUUUUCUAUCGUUUGAGGCAGUGCAAUUCGUGUAUCUUGUGUUGAAACUGCUGUUGUUUGUUUCUUUGCACCUAUCGGGAUUUGCAGAAGCAUACAUAGGAAGUACAAUGAACAGUUUGGCGACAAGGAGACAAAUUUUAAUCCGAAUCGAUAAAGAAUAUGCACAGUCAUUCUAUGCAAUCAUGCAUCUA